Molecule: messenger RNA, 1496 nt
Organism: Oncorhynchus gorbuscha (pink salmon)
Lineage: Eukaryota; Metazoa; Chordata; Actinopteri; Salmoniformes; Salmonidae
Product: UPF0472 protein C16orf72 homolog
Exons: 4
Coding region: 158-985 (275 amino acids)
Source: RefSeq, a predicted model, not a curated record
AGAGUCUUUUCAGACCGGAGUAGUCGGUUUGAGAAACAGCUAUUAAGUCAUAACAAAAUUAAUGCAUUUCCGAACGGACAUUUAUUCGCAUCGUCAAGUCAUUUAUUAAUCGACAUACUAAAGUUGUAAAUCUACCCGAGGGUUUUUAACGGUGUAAAUGGAGGAGAAGAAGAAAGACGGAGACCCGGAGAUUCAGGAACACGGACCCGAACAUUGGUUCUCAAAAUGGGAGCGGCAGUGUUUGGCCGAAGCGGAGCAAAGAGAGUCAAACGAGGAGGAGGCCGACAACGACCAGGAUAAAUUAUGGCAUCUCUUCCAGAAUUCCGCCACUGCCGUGGCUCAGCUCUACAAAGACCGAGUAUGUCACCAACAGGGGGGGCUUUCUUUGUGGGUGCCGUUUCAGAACGCAGCCACAGCCGUGACCAACCUGUACAAAGAGUCUGUGGAGGCCCACCAGCGUAGCUACGACCUAGGUAUACAGAUCGGCCACCAGCGUCGCAACAAGGAUGUGCUGGCCUGGGUGAAGAAAAGGAGGAGAACCAUCCGGCGAGAGGACCUCAUCAGCUUCCUGUGUGGCCGGGCCCCACCCCCCCGGACCUCCAGAGCCACCCUCACCCCAGGACACAGGCUGACCAUGGUCUCCCCUAACCGGCCUCCCCCGGCCCCUGAGACUGACUCCUCUGUGGAGGCUGACCUCCAGCCCUUCAGAGAGGCCAUCGCACUGCAUGGUCUAAGUGGGGCUAUGGCCAGCAUCAGUGUUCGUUCCGGUACCCCAGGCUCUCCCACCCACGUGGGGGGUGCUGGUGGGGGUGGGUCGACCCCGGUGGGGCGUCGGCGUAACGGUCUCCAUGAUGUGGACCUGAACACUUUCAUCUCCGAGGAGAUGGCCCUGCACCUGGACGCUAACCCCAGGAAACGCAGCUCCGCCCAGUGCAAUGACGUCAUAACAGACUCCCCCACCCAUAAACGCAACCGGAUGAUCUGAUUGGGCAGCCCAGCCCCCGGGAGGGUUAAGAGACUUUUGUGGGAGGGGGGGGAGGGGGGGGUUGAGAUCUUGAAAACAGACAGACUGAAGGAUGUAUGGCUGUGGAGUGAACCGGCGUUGGGGACUAAGGAGGCCUUCCAUUUAGUUGAAUGGGUGGUGUCCUCCUGUCCUUGUCUCCUUUCCUACUUGAGAGCACUGGUCUAAACUGAAAGCAUGCUUGUUGGAAACCUGUCAUCCAUCCUUCCUAACCCCUUUAGGCUGCAUCUACACAGGUAGCCCAAUUCAGAUCUUUUUCCACUAAUUGGGCCUUUUGACCAAUCAGAUCAGUUCUUUUCCCAGUAAAUGGGCAACAGAACAGAAUUGAGCUGUCUUUUGUAAACGCAGCCUUAGUGAUCAGUGACCGUGAGGAAAGGAAGCGAGGACAGAAGGGCAUCGAGGAGGUUGGGAUGCAGCCCCCUUUCAGAGGAGAAAUGCACUGUGCUGAUUUGAAAUAAAAAAAGAAGCCACUUGA